GCAAAUAUGGCGGAUGUUGUAGAGCCGGAGAAGAAAAGAAGGCGGAUAGAAGAGCUGUCUGACAAGUUAGUGCUGGCACAGGGGAGGUGUUAGGACAUGGACAGAAUGGCUGUGGAUGUUGGGUGUGGGGACACUGGAGACUGGGAAGGUCGCUGGAACCAUGUUAAGAAGUUCCUCGAGCGAUCAGGACCUUUCACACACCCCGAGUUCGAACCAAGCAACGAAUCUCUGCAGUUUCUCUUAGAAACCUGUAAACUACUGGUUGUUGGAGCUGGGGGAUUGGGGUGUGAACUCCUCAAAAAUCUGGCCCUGUCAGGGUUUCGGCAGAUCCAUGUCAUCGAUAUGGACACCAUAGACGUCUCUAAUUUGAAUAGACAGUUCUUGUUCCGACCUAAGGAUGUUGGAAGACCCAAAGCCGAGGUUGCGGCUGAAUUUAUAAACAGCAGAAUACCUGACUGUUGUGUCACACCACAUUAUAAAAAGAUUCAAGAUUACGAUGAAUACUUCUACAGAGAGUUCCAUAUUAUAGUGUGCGGCCUGGACUCCAUUAUUGCCAGGCGCUGGUUAAAUGGGAUGCUGAUGUCUCUUCUGAACAGUGAUGAUGGAGUACUGCAGCAGAGUUCGGUAAUUCCUCUAAUAGACGGUGGUACAGAAGGUUUUAAAGGAAACGCCCGGGUUAUCUUACCAGGAAUGAGCGCCUGUGUGGAGUGUACUCUAGAACUGUACCCACCGCAGAUUAAUUUCCCCAUGUGUACCAUUGCGUCUAUGCCCAGAUUACCAGAGCACUGUAUAGAGUAUGUCCGGCUAUUGCAGUGGCCAAAGGAACAGCCAUUUGGAGAAGGAAUAGCACUGGAUGGAGAUGACCCUGAACAUAUACAGUGGAUUUUUAAAAAUUCUUUGGCACGGGCGGCACAGUAUAAUAUCAGAGGCGUAACGUACAGACUUACUCAAGGUGUUGUGAAGAGAAUCAUCCCUGCUGUAGCAUCUACAAAUGCAGUAAUUGCAGCCGCCUGUGCCACUGAAGUGUUCAAAAUAGCCACCAGCGCUUAUACUCCGCUGAAUAAUUACCUAGUGUUUAACGAUGUGGAUGGACUGUACACGUACACCUUUGAAGCAGAAAGGAAGGAAAACUGUCCAGCCUGCAGCCAGCUCCCCCAAAAAAUCCAGUUUCCUCCAUCUGCUAAACUCCAAGAAGUUUUAGAUUACUUAGUAAAUGACACAUCGUUACAGAUGAAGUCUCCUGCCAUCACUGCAACUCUGGAUGGGAAGAAUAAGACCCUGUAUCUGCAGACGGUAGCAUCUAUAGAAGAACGAACAAGGCCUAACCUGUGCAAGACAUUAAAAGAGCUCGGACUCGUCGAUGGACAAGAGCUUGCAGUUGCUGACAUCACCACACCACAGACGGUGCUGUUCAAGCUUCAUUUCACAACUUAAACAGGCCUAGGAUGUGAUCCACGCGGCCACUUCUAUGAGAAGACAGGACUGUGUGCAGUAAAUUAUGGAGUCAAAGGGUUGGCAACUUAUCCAUUACUAGCUGCACAUGUACAUCUACAUGCAGCUAGUAAUAAAUCAUCGACUCUAAUGUCUGAUGGUUUAAAAUGCAUAAGUUAUACUUGCAGGUUCGCUUACCUGAUUCUGGGCGCUGCACUUCCAAAAUGGCCUAUGACGGAGGGUCCCAUCCAUCAGCGCCCUCCAUUCACUUCCACUAGGGAUGUAUAGUCCAUCACCAAUGGAAGUGAAUGGAUGCCAUGCAGUUGAUGGAUGGGACCCUCCAUCAUAGGCCAUUUUGGAAGUGCAGCAUCGGGAAGCAAGUAAGUAUAAAUUAGGCAUAUUAACGCCCUGGACAGCGGCGCUGAUGGUUCAAUAAUGCCUAUUACUAGCUGUAUAUAUUUGCUGUUCCCAUCACGUGCAGCUAGUAAUAGACAGUGGCCAACCCCUUUAAUAUGCAGUGAGAUGGAGGUCCGACUGACGGAGAACAGUGGCUGAGCAUCAUGAAAGCGAAUGAGCACGUAUUAUCGUUAUGAUGUAACAUUAAGCAAUUAUUUAUAAAGUGGAACUGAUUUUAAAGA
Molecule: messenger RNA, 2069 nt
Organism: Bufo bufo (common toad)
Lineage: Eukaryota; Metazoa; Chordata; Amphibia; Anura; Bufonidae
Gene: UBA3
Product: ubiquitin like modifier activating enzyme 3
Exons: 18
Coding region: 97-1434 (445 amino acids)
Biological process (GO): protein neddylation
Cellular component (GO): cytoplasm; nucleus
Molecular function (GO): NEDD8 activating enzyme activity
Source: RefSeq, a predicted model, not a curated record